Molecule: messenger RNA, 699 nt
Organism: Hibiscus syriacus
Lineage: Eukaryota; Viridiplantae; Streptophyta; Magnoliopsida; Malvales; Malvaceae
Product: nuclear transcription factor Y subunit B-7-like
Exons: 1
Coding region: 1-684 (227 amino acids)
Biological process (GO): regulation of transcription by RNA polymerase II
Cellular component (GO): nucleus; CCAAT-binding factor complex
Molecular function (GO): DNA-binding transcription activator activity, RNA polymerase II-specific; RNA polymerase II cis-regulatory region sequence-specific DNA binding; protein heterodimerization activity
Source: RefSeq, a predicted model, not a curated record
AUGGAAAAUGAGAUUAGCCAUGGAAAUGUGACGCAUGUGGCUAGUAAAGGUAAACCCGAGAGCCCACGUGUCACAUGUAGCGAUAGCAACACCACCAUCAAUAAUAAUCACAACAGCGGCAACAACAAUAAAGAACAAGAUCGAUUUCUUCCGAUAGCAAACGUGAGUAGAAUCUUGAAGAAAGUGAUCCCGAGCAACGGGAAGAUCUCCAAAGACGCAAAGGAAACGAUCCAGGAAUGCGUGUCGGAGUUCAUCAGCUUCGUCACCGGAGAAGCCUCGGACAAAUGCCAGAGAGAGAAGAGGAAGACGAUAAACGGAGACGAUAUCAUAUGGGCGAUCACGACGUUAGGGUUCGAGGAAUACGUCGGACCCUUGAAGUUAUACCUAAGCAAAUAUCGAGAGAUCGAAGACGAGAAGCUUAUCUUCCCGAAGCAACAAAGACCGGAGCUGCAAAAACAACAUCACCACCACCACCAACAACAACAACAACAACUCGUCCGACAACAAAAAUCCGAAUAUGAACAAAAUUUAGGGUUCAGCAACAACAACAAUAAUGUAUAUUCUUCAUUAAAUGUUUUGUCUAAUCAUCAUCAUCUUCAUCAUCACCACCCUCCUUUUCUUCCUACGGAGCAACCAUUUUCCUUGCCUUUCUCUUCCGAUUCCUUUCAAAAGCAAUUACAGUAGCAAGAUUUUGAUUCU